Messenger RNA from Acanthochromis polyacanthus (spiny chromis), 6756 nucleotides. RefSeq names its product melanocortin 5a receptor (gene mc5ra). Bases 190 to 1251 code for a protein of 353 amino acids. The transcript is spliced from 5 exons. The record is from RefSeq and is a predicted model, not a curated record. NCBI's taxonomy places the organism in Eukaryota, Metazoa, Chordata, Actinopteri, Pomacentridae. Gene Ontology annotation, molecular function: melanocortin receptor activity. Gene Ontology annotation, cellular component: membrane. Gene Ontology annotation, biological process: G protein-coupled receptor signaling pathway.
UCUUUCCCUCCCUCGGUUUCUCUCACUCUCUCUCACAGCUCAGCAUCUCCUCUUUCCCGAUGCAUAAAUCCACCGUUCUGAUGCUCCACAGAGACAUCAUCCAAUCCAUCUGAGCAACUUGUAGGAAGGAUUUGAGUCACAGCUCCUGCGAGAGCCUGCUUUAAAAAUGGCACCCAGAUUAGCAGUGCAAUGAUUUGGACCAGAGUCACAGCAGGGAUGAAUGUGUCUGAUGGGUCCUCCCACCAGGAGGAGGAGCUACUGGGUAACUCCACCUGGGCCUACUCCUACUACUAUCAAAACUACACUGUGGCCACUCCACUGCUUCCAGACAAGACCAGCACCUCCAAACCUGCAGCAUGUGAACAGGUCCACAUCGCUGUGGAGGUCUUUUUGAUCCUGGGUAUCAUCUCCUUACUGGAGAACAUCUUGGUUAUCACAGCCAUAGUGAAGAACAAGAACCUUCACUCUCCCAUGUACUUCUUUGUAUGUAGCCUGGCAGUCGCUGACAUGCUGGUGAGUGUGUCCAACGCCUGGGAGACCAUCAUCAUUUACCUCCUCAACAACAGACAGCUGGUGGUGGAGGACCACUUCAUCCGGCAGAUGGACAACGUGUUUGACUCCAUGAUCUGCAUCUCUGUCGUUGCAUCCAUGUGUAGCCUGCUGGCUAUCGCUGUGGACAGGUAUGUCACCAUCUUCUACGCACUAAGGUACCACAACAUCAUGACAGUGAGGAGAGCCGGCUGCAUCAUCGGAGGCAUUUGGACCUUCUGCACCGGUUGUGGGAUCGUCUUCAUCAUCUACUCAGACACCACUCCUGUCAUUAUCUGCCUGGUUUCGAUGUUCUUCGCCAUGCUACUCAUCAUGGCCUCCCUCUACAGCCACAUGUUCAUGCUAGCCCGCUCACACGUCAAGCGCAUCGCUGCCCUGCCCGGCUACAACUCCAUCCACCAGCGGACCAGCAUGAAGGGGGCCAUCACGCUCACCAUCCUCCUGGGAAUCUUCAUCGUCUGCUGGGCUCCCUUUUUCCUCCACCUGAUCCUGAUGAUCUCCUGCCCUCGAAACCUCUACUGUGUUUGCUUUAUGUCCCACUUCAACAUGUACCUCAUCCUCAUCAUGUGCAACUCAGUGAUCGACCCGCUCAUCUACGCCUUCAGGAGUCAGGAGAUGAGGAAGACUUUUAAGGAGAUCAUCUGUUGUUACAGUUUGAGGAACGCCUGCACCAACAUCUGUGCUCUGACCGGUAAGUACUGAGAAAUACACACCGAGAAGACCGAUGACAGCGCAGCAUGAAGUGAGUGAAUCUGACACUGGAGCAUAAAUAUGGGAGAUUGAAGAUACACUACCCAAGGACUGCAGUUUUCAGUCAAUAAAGUGUGCAGUCACAUUUUUGUGUUCUGUCCAGUAGCUAUUGAAAAAUAAGAGCUGGAAAAAAAAUUGGACUGGAACAAUAAACUUUCUGCUAAUGCAUCCACCCCAUACACAAAGAGACUCCUUUAUUAGGUGCAUUUGAGCACCUUGCCAGCACCAUCUGAAGUCGUGAUUCAUCUGAAAGUACGUCACAGAGGCCUGUUUGGGGCCUGCUUUUCAUUUCCACCGACAUUUCUUUUAUCCCUUUUUCUUUAGCGUUCUUUUAAAUCAGUGACAUUAUUAUUAUUGGCAACCAGAAUAUCAUGGUAGCCAAAUCAAUAACAGGACACCUUUUUUUCACUAUCUUCAUUUGUGAAAGUGCUUACAUACUUGCUUUUAAUUACACAUGAUGGCUACUCCACAUACGCAGUGUUGCCUUACAGCUGGUGCAGAUUCUUUGAAAUUAACAGAACGCAUAAAUGAAUCGUUGAAAAAGAGAAGUUAGUAAGAGAUAAGGAAGGUUUUGAAAUGAAGUCAGAUCUUGUCUGUAAUUACCAACGUUUAAAUGAUGUAUUUUGCUGUUCCUGCUUUUUUCCCCUGAUCAUUGCAACUUUAAAUAAGGACUUCCAUGAUUUUACACAUCAAAGUCUGUUUUCAGAUGCUGGCGAGAACUACUGCAUAUGUGAAGAAGGUUUUAUUAAGCUUUUUGUAUCUGCAGAGCGUCAGAGUAUCUGCAAACUCUUUAAUAUCAAAUUCAAUGCUUUUAAAGACUCUUUUAACACUUCAACUGAGAAAAUGUAUUACCAUUUCUAGUAGAAAGAAAUGUGUGUUUGAGCUAGGUGAUAUAUUUAAAAUGAGUCACAAUAAUAAUGAGGCUUUUAUAAUACUGGAUGCAAAAUGACACAUAAAACUCACAAAACACAGUAAUUAUUAAGAGAGAACUAUAGUUUAAAAUAUCAAGCAUCCUGUAUAUGUCCUUAGUUUAAAAUCAUCUGUAUUAUUUCUUUAUUUCCUGAAUCAUCUUACCUUGAGGGACUAUAAUUUAUAUAAUGGGACUGUGGUUCUUUUAUCAAGAAUCCUGUAUCUGUAUUCCACUUUGCAUCAUUCAUAUUAUUCCAGUACAGUGUAGAAAAACUUACAUGAAAUGAGGACAAAAACAGCCAACUUAUUUUUUCAUUUCAACACAUGAUUUUGCCUGAGACUCAUUAUCAUCUCAGUAUGUAAGAUCUUUCAUAGUCAGGAGUCAGAGAGACAAUUUAGGUGGACGUUUAAAGGAUCCUUCAACACAAUGGACAAACUUCCUCAAGUGAUGCCACUUGAGUCAAGGGCAAAAACGAACAACUUCUGUAGCCAAAUCUUCAUCUUUGCUCAAGGCUAGAAACUGACGGCUACAUUAGCUGCUUCUUGCAUGAAAAACCUCAGUCUGAACCGACAUCCUUAGAUUAAAGUGUGAUCACCAGGCAACCAUCUUGGUAACAAAUCCUGGCAGUUAUUUUGUGCUCCAAAAUCUGGUUUAUAAAGCACUUUUUCCUGCAGGUUAAACUUCUACGUAGAUAGUGUCUAUAUAUAUAUAUAUAUAUAUAUAUAUAUAUAUAUAUAUAGUGUCUCAAGACACUGUGUUUGCAUCUGUGCAACAAAAUGAUUGGCUGGAUGUUCACCGGUUCGACUGUGACAAGGUCAACUUUUUGCAGCGAGGGGUGGGACGUGUGUCAAACAACAACCGUCAUUCUUUCAUUGAUUUCUAUUCAUGAUUCUUUAAGUGGUGAUUCUCUACCGUAUAGUCUCUGGCCUGAACUCCAGUCAUGUUGCAAGAGGGAAAUGUUUUUAAUAUUUGACACAGAAAAGGAAUGUGAAAUAUAAAAAAAAACAGAUCUACAUCUCAAUGAAUAGAAAGUACUUUUUAGAAUAAUAAUAAUACAUUUUAUUUGUAAUACACCUUUCAUUUCAGAAAAAUCUCAAAGUGGUACAUUAAAGAUAAAAAAGGCUAAAACCAAAACAAACAGGUAAAAGAAAAACAAGAAAUAAAAAUUCCAGGGACAUGUUUAAUUAAAAGCAUUGUUUAAGAGAAACGUCUUUAGCCUUUUUUUUUUUUUUUUAAAAACAUCCACUAUCUGUGGAGCUCUCAGGUGAUCAGGGGGGGAGUUCCACAUGUGAGGGGCGGCUGAAUGGAAGGCUCGGUCUCCCAUGGUCCAGGAUCCUAGCCGCACUGUUUUUGAAUGUAUUGGAGUUUUUGCAGCCUCUUGCUAGAGAUCCCGAUGAGCAGUGGGUGGCAGCAGUCCAGCCUGGAGGAAACAAAGGCGUGGACGAGUUUCUCUUUAUCAGAAAGGGUGGGACAGAGUUUGGUAGCAUUUCUGAGGUAGAAAAACAAAGACUUCUAAUCUCCACAUUAGCGAAGCACUUUUUAAAAAAAUUAAGUGCACACAAAGAACUCAGACAGGUACAUAAACACUGGAAACAAACCAAUAUGGGAAAAAAGAGUGCAUACACUCUGUGAAAUAAAACAGCAAAGUCAAUCAAAUAUGUGCUUGGUCACAGAGAUUACUUUGUAGUGUAAAGGCUUACUGAGCCGUGAAGGAACAUGCAACCAUCAUAGACUGUAUAUAUAGUGGACGUAGCAUCUGGCUCCAAAACUGAAGCCAACCCGGAAGUGUCAAAAACUUGCAAUAUCACGCCGUCCGCUAGGGUUGGCUCCAAAAAGCUUUUUCUCCAUAGACCCCAAUUCAUUUUUGGAAAAAAUAAAAUUUGAUAGACUGAUUUUCUACGGCUCAGGAUUUUUUUCCCGUUAGUUUUCAUGGUCAAAAUGAGAGAUCAGGUGGCCGAUCUUAAAAUAAAUCAAUACUGAAUUUUAAAUAAAUCGUUAAAGUUGGCGGAGCCAGGGGGCGUGGCUAUACUUGAUAGACAGCAACAGAAGCCUCUGCGGUAAAAUGUGGGCGGGAUAAGAGAGUCCUCAGCCAAUCCUGCCCCCAGUUGCUCUCCGGUCCAGUCUGUUUGAUGACGCUUUUUAUGUCACUGACUCCAAAAAAAUCCAAAACGGCGACCAGGAAGUAGCAAAAUCCGGGCUUCAUUUUCUCGGCGUUGAAACCAACAGGUGACGUCAUGGUUAGGUUACGCCUGGCAACCAUCAAAGACGUCAUGUGGAUUAAAAAAAGACUAUAACAUGCACCUUUAGCAUGGAACAUUGCUGUUUGUCUGUAGCUGUAUUUUCCAGUGUUGUUUUCCUCAUAACUAUUGCCAUGAUCUUUGGCUACUGUUUGAGUUUUUGUGCCUAAACCUAAACAAACCUCAGCCAUCACAGUGGCAGGUCAAACACUGUCCGUUGUUUAGGGAGUCACACACACAAAUUAUGUUGUUCUGUGAAUAAGAAAAUUGCGCUGAAGGAAAAGACACAAUGUGAAUUCUUAAAUGGUUAUAAAUAUGAUUUGGGUGUUGACCAGAUGUUUGAGGGGAUUGUCAACUGGGAUGAAACAAGAUCACAUUGAAGCCUUGAGAGAAAAAGAUAAUGGAGAUGGGAUGCAGAGAGUGUCACCCCAAGCUGGAAAAAUAAAGGAAGGAAAGUUAACUAUUUGUUCUAAAGAAUUACAGCAGGAUGACAGAGAGGGAUGGUGGGUGGUACUAUAGCUCAUUUGCUUUACUCCAGCUGAAUAUAGUCCUUGAAUGUAAAGUAGCGCACCUGAAAAGCAGCUGGCUCUAUCUGUGAAUAAACAAACACUUUCAGCAGCUGAAAGAAUGAUCACAACACUAAUAUGUUGGCCCCCAAUACUCCACAGCUGCCCAAAACAGGACUGUGAGAGUCAUUCAUGGGUGUUUUAGUACAAGAACACACUGCAAAUGCUUCUGGAAAUGUGAGGUCACCUCCCUCCACGAUAUUGUAUUUGUGUUGUUAUUGUUGUUUAUGCCCCUUUCUGACUGUCAGAGACUUAAAAAUCUGUGCAGCCAAUACACAAUUCUUUGAACAUUUCUGCCCAACUUCAGGUUUGUUUUCUUUCAGCAGGCAAAAUGACAAACUGCCUGGGACUGCCUCUCACAUUACAGCCACUGUUAAAAAGCAAGUAAAUGAGCACAGACAGACAAGCACAAAAAUACAAUUCUGUGUAGAAUAAAAGAAGACAGAAAAGAACACCAGCCUCCGCAUCUCCAAGGUCUUUUCCUCAUAGUAUGUGAUCCAAGUUUUAUCUAAUCCAAGCUGGUUAUCUUUCAACUGAUUUAUGUAAUUGUCUGACUGAAGCAGUGGAUCAUGUGUUUAUAACUCAAACAACCUGAGAAACCAUCAUUUGUCUAUGGCCUCAGACAUGCUGUACAUUAUCUUGUUUGUUAUCGUCAGCAGGGAAAAGUUGUCUGCUUGCUGAACUUUCUGAUGGCAUCCUCUGCCAAUUUUCUGUGUGCCCUGCUGCUGCAUUAUUGCCACAGUAAACAAGCAUCCUCAAAUCUGCCGGUGUUCAGUAGCACAGCAGAUCCUGCUAUGAUUUGAAUGUGAAGUCACGCUCUCUCUGUUCUGUCCAUGUGCUCUCGUCAUAUUGCCUCUCUGCCUAAACUGUGUUAAAUUAUGUAAAGAUGCCAUGAGGUCACAUAUAAAAUGUAUAAAUGAAUGUACAAAUUGCUUUAUAGUGCUCUCUGUAGGUGUGUGUUGGUGGUGCCUUCCUCCCAACUGAGAUGUUUGACAGAUUUUUAAUGCAACAUGUGACACAUCACUGCUGCAUGGUGGAUGGUUACAAAAAAAACAAGUUCAUAUUUAUUGCAAAAGCAAGAGCAAACCAUUUGUAUUGUUGGUGUUCUCAGGCUUUUUGCACAUAAAAAUGUCUGUACAGCAAACAUAAAGAAAACUGUGUUCAAAGGAAGCUACUCUCUGUUCUGUGGUGUAAUUGCCUUAUUGUGGCUUCCUUUAAAGUUUAUUGUGAAGUCUUUGAAUAAGUGAGAUCAAAAGAAGAGCAUAUGAAUAUGCUCACAAAUGUACAAAACAAGGAAAAGUACUUUUGUUCAAACUGAUUGAUAUACAUUGAAUAUAUUUGUUUUUCUUUAUUAAAUGAAGAGAAGACGUCACAUUUGUUCACUGUGCAUUCACCGCCAACACAGCAUAUCUGUGCAAUUAUGCAAAAUGAUUCAUUGUUACUGACUGUACAGUACUCAGUUCUUGUUCCCACAGAAACAGCAGCACUAAACACUGCAUGUGAUGUUACACUGGACAGAGAUUAAGUCCCCAUCAUGGCUGCUGAUUGCAUGCUAAGUAAUUUGCGUACGUGCAGUGAGAGGAUAUUACAAGCUGUGGGGACACGUUUCAGCUAAUCAGUUGGUGGUAUGAAGGAAUUUAAAUGUGCGCUCCACUUGAAAUGACAGAUGUUUGUGUUGGCUACGUGGCUUAAGGUGUAUUAUUUUAUUUAAAAGUGUCUGAAUAAAAGCAAAUGAUGAAACAGA